AAAAGAAUAAUUUUUUAGAAAAGAUUCAAUUAUUAGAUAUUUUGACUUUUUCAUUUGAAGAAUUAACCCAAUAUCCUCAAUUAUUAAAAAAAUGUUUAUCUUAUACUUUAUUUAAUCAUUUAGCUA
Molecule: messenger RNA, 126 nt
Organism: Racocetra fulgida
Lineage: Eukaryota; Fungi; Glomeromycota; Glomeromycetes; Diversisporales; Gigasporaceae
Source: the annotation of a GenBank genome assembly